This is a messenger RNA of Mitosporidium daphniae, 2829 nucleotides long. RefSeq lists its product as uncharacterized. NCBI's taxonomy places the organism in Eukaryota, Fungi, Microsporidia. The transcript has 7 exons. The coding region runs from base 1 to 2829 and encodes 942 amino acids. The record is from RefSeq and is a predicted model, not a curated record.
AUGAAGCCGUCUCCUCAAUGGCACAUUGGCCAGAUUGGCGAUGCACAGGUGUUGCGGCUAUUCUCUUUGUUCUCGGAGAGAAAUGGGGAUUUUCUGGCUGGGUAUAUCCUUCAAGUGAAGAGGGUGCAAGGUACCUAUCAACUUGCAUCGCCAGUUGUUGGCGUUGUUCCCUGUUUAGCCGCCAAUAGUGGUACGGUUGAUGAGCUUUUUUGUUCGAUCGCAAUAAUCCAAGCGAAUGGCGUUUUCACAGCCAUCAAUGUUUCCGUUGCCAGUUGCGUUGCCUCUUUUGCUGUGUUGAGCAGGUUUUCAAUCCCAUCGACGUUUUGGGUUGGUGGCUCUGUUCACGUUUGCGCGUGUGAAAAUAUGAUUGCCACCAUCCCUACAAUUGGCAUUUGUUCGUUGUUUGAGACAAGUGACUGCUUGCAAUUCGGCCUUCUUAGCAUGCUUGCUGUUAUUUGCGACAGAAAAAACUUGCAUGGAGAAUAUGUGUUUUGGAUCUCUCUUGUAGAUAUCUACUUGGGGCACGUGAUGGACCAUGCUCUUGCUUUGAAAUCUUCCACAGACUAUCCAACUUUGUUGCAAAAGAGUGUCACAGAAGAGAAUGAAUUCUUUCUGGUGACAAAGGAGUCAAUUUUCCACCUGCUUGUUGAAAGUAAUUCAGACGCCAAAUAUGAGCUUAAGAUGCUGAAUACAAUGCCUCUUUCGUAUCCCAAUGCGCAUCCAAAGCUGAUGCUGCAGUAUUUGGAUUCUAUUUUCAUUUUAAACGAUUCUGGGGAUCUCUUUCUAUACGAGGCAGGUUAUAGUAGGCCUCAGCAACUUGAUAUUCCCCGUGUCUCUUCAUCUACAUUUCUGGUGGGUACGGAUUUAUCGGUCGUGCAUAGGGUCUCCAGAAGUCCCAUCAUAACUAGCCUAAUUCCAUUCGAUUCUUGUUUGUUUAUUGGAGCCUGUGAAGAAGGUGUUAAGCUGAUUUCAAAUUCUCCGCUCAUACUGGUGCCUUCGAACAGUGUUGUUAGUAUGGGAGCCUCUCCCUUCUAUGGCCUCCAUAAGAUACCGUUGUUUAAUGGAAUUGUUCCUGUCUUUUAUGUUAAAGAUUCGUGUUACAGGUCAGUGGUGAUUUCUGUUAAUGGUCUGACAGCUUCCAUUCGUACCAUUAUUGAGUCUGCCUCUGCUCCAGUGGCUUUUGGAAUAAACACUUGCAAUGAUGAGUUCUUUUCCUUUGAUGUGACAUUGUUUCCAAAUGAGCCUGUGUUCAUGCUUCCUGGACCAGGCGCAAUGCUGUUUGUCAACGACAUUGGUGGUCUUCUGUACAUAUUUCAACAUAACCAAGUGCCAGCUUUAUCUUCUCAGCUUCAAAGUAAUCGGCUCCAAAAUCCACAGGCCGGAUUUGUCAUUACCGAUGGCAGGUGGAUCCAUUCUUCGCUUAUUGUGAUUUGUGGCCACUCUGAACUAUACCCAUUUGUGAUGUUUUUUCGUGUGCAUAGUGCGGCAGAUGGGCAUAUCACUUUGGCAAUUGAAAACACGCUACUUUUACAUGCCGUUUUUGCAAAUGAAAUGGAAUUUCCAAUCAUUCCAGAAAAUAUCGUAUUUGAUCGGUACAGCGACAACAUGCAAUCCAUUAAUAUGCUGGUUGGCUUCCGAUCUCCUGGGGGCUAUCUUUUGCAGCUUUCAUACUCUCCAAAUACCUUGAGCUGGAGUUUUAACUCGGGCCCAUUUAUGGUCGGCCAUGCGAAUCUCCCAGUUGAAAUUUCGAUGGGCGAUAGCCUUUCAGAUAUAUUUUGUAUCUGCUAUGGCGAAAGCAUGUGGAUCUUGCCAAUUUCAUCUGUUUCAAACGGUAACUUGGCAUCCAACUUGCACUCCAUUGCGAUUGUUGAGAAUACUUUGGUUUUAGGCGUUUUUGAAAAUGACGAGUAUAAAUUGUUGCUAGCAUCAAUCGCCAAUCCCGUCAACGACCGUGAUGCAUGGCGACCUCUCUCUAGAAAAGUCAAUCGAACUGCUAUGGUUCCUUUUACGGCUACCAAUGUAAUGGCGACAUCACAUCAUAUCAUGUGGUACAACUGGUAUCGGUAUGCUUUCCCGUAUAUCCAAUUGCCCGGUGAUGGCAGAGUGGUGACUGCUCUGCUUGCUGUCUCAUAUGAGAUUCUUUUUGUCGGAUUUUCUGUCUUAAACAAACGAGGGGCCGUGUGCAUUUAUGAGAACGGCGCGUGUGUCAGUACUUUAGAUUUUGAUUCCCAAAUCAUAUCGAUCACUGCCAUUCCAGAAACCCCGCUACAUUUCCUGCUACUCGAGGUGAACCAAGUAACGCUGGCAAGGUUUUUAAAACAAGAGGACGCAUUUACAUUUUCUUUCCUUUCUAUCUUCAAAAGCACCCAUUCAUUGGUUUCGUUGGACAUUUUAAAAGGCUUCCCCAAACUAAUGCACGUGGCGGUUGCAACACGUGCAAAUGGAAUCCUAAUUCUCGCACUCGACUCGCAGACUUGGCAGUUUUCGGCUUCCAAGUACCGAUUUUCCUUUGAUGCCAAUUUUAGGGAAAUUUCAGAUAUUGGGCCCACGUUGCUUGUCAAAUUUAUCAACGAUCACACGAUCCUGCCCAUCGAGUCCUUUAGCUCGAAAAUUGCCCUCAGAUCAACAUCAGACAAAUGUGCUGAUGAUGUAGACCUUUAUUUUCCAGAACUGAUCGCAAGCAUCGGGUUGCAGCGUCCGGCCAAUGGCUUCCGCUCGAAUUCCUUUCUGGUUUCAACUUGGACUGGUUCAAUGUACGAAGUCCAAUGUGUUAAUCUCAAUAUUUCCACUGCCAACCUUGGCCUUGCUCCAGGCAUGGUGCCCCGUUGA